Molecule: messenger RNA, 1811 nt
Organism: Lacerta agilis (Sand lizard)
Lineage: Eukaryota; Metazoa; Chordata; Lepidosauria; Squamata; Lacertidae
Gene: ETV5
Product: ETS variant transcription factor 5
Exons: 13
Coding region: 205-1746 (513 amino acids)
Biological process (GO): regulation of transcription by RNA polymerase II; cell differentiation
Cellular component (GO): nucleus
Molecular function (GO): sequence-specific DNA binding; DNA-binding transcription factor activity, RNA polymerase II-specific
Source: RefSeq, a predicted model, not a curated record
GGUGGGGCGGGCUCUAGAGGCCGCUCGGGGGCUCCGGCAGCAGCCCGAGGAAGAACCGGGGCUUCUAGCGACUGCACAGCGGCAGCGCACUAGUUCUAUGGCCAGCCUGAAAUCUGCCAGAACUAGAUUCUGAAAACUCUUCUCAUCCUGGAAUUACUCAAUGCUAAAAACGUUCGAGGGAAUAUUAAAGAAUUUGCAAGCACAAUGGAUGGUUUUUAUGAUCAGCAGGUCCCUUUCAUGGUCCCUGGGAAACCUUGCACAGAUGAAUAUCGAGGCAGGCCAAUAAAUGACAGAAAAAGGAAGUUUCAGGACACUGACUUGGCUCAUGAUUCUGAAGAAUUGUUUCAGGAUCUCAGCCAGUUGCAGGAGGCUUGGUUAGCUGAAGCCCAAGUUCCUGAUGAUGAACAGUUUGUCCCAGAUUUCCAGUCCGAUAACUUGGUACUUCAUGGACCGCCCCCAGCUAAGAUCAAGAGGGAACUCCACAGCCCUUCUUCUGAGCUGUCUACCUGUAGCCACGAACAGGUGCUCUGUGCUAAUUAUGGAGAAAAGUGCCUCUACAACUAUUGUGCCUACGACAGGAAGCCCCCUGCUGCGUUCAAGCCAUUAACUCCGCCUGCCACCCCAGCAUCACCUGCGCUCCAAAGCACCUCCCUUCCACCACCGCCUAUGCCAGCAGCACCUGUCCAAACUCCUGCCCAUGCCCCCAGCACAGGCCCUCUGCAGGGAGCGCCCCCUGCACCUGUCCCUCAUGCCCUUCAGGAACCAAGGCAGCAAACCUUCGCUGUUCCCCGGCCGCCUCAUCAACCUAUUCAGAUGCCAAAGAUGAUGCCUGAAAACCAGUAUCCAACAGAACACAGGUUUCAGAGACAGAUGUCUGAACCUUGCCACCCAUAUCCUCAGCCAGGACUUUCUGGGGACAAUCGCCCUGUCUACCACAGGCAGAUGUCGGAGCCUAUUGUUCCAGCAGCUGCCCAUCCUCCUCAGGGAUUCAAGCAGGAAUACCACGACCCGCUCUAUGAUCACGGGGUCCCAGGCAUUCCAGGGCCCCCAAGGCAUGGGUUCCAGUCUCCAAUGGGAAUCAAGCAAGAGCCCCGGGACUACUGCAUUGAUUCAGAAGUGCCUAACUGUCAAUCAGCAUAUGUAAGAGGAGGAGGAGGAGGCUACUUCUCCAACAGCCAUGAUGGAUUCCCCUAUGAGAAAGAUGCCCGGCUCUACUUUGAUGACACCUGUGUUGUACCAGAGAGGAUGGAAGGUAAAGUGAAGCAAGAGCCCACAGUAUACCGUGAAGGACCUCCAUACCAGAGGCGAGGGUCACUCCAGCUGUGGCAGUUCCUCGUCACACUCCUCGACGACCCAGCCAAUGCUCACUUCAUCGCCUGGACAGGCAGAGGCAUGGAGUUCAAGCUGAUUGAGCCAGAAGAGGUAGCUCGUCGGUGGGGGAUCCAGAAGAAUCGUCCGGCAAUGAACUACGACAAGCUUAGCCGUUCUCUUCGCUACUACUAUGAAAAAGGCAUAAUGCAAAAGGUGGCUGGAGAGCGGUAUGUCUACAAGUUUGUUUGUGACCCCGAUGCCCUCUUCUCCAUGGCCUUCCCUGACAAUCAGCGCCCGUUCUUAAAAGCUGAACCAGACUGCCAUGUGAAUGAAGAUGACACCUUACCUCUGACACACUUUGAAGACAACUCCGCAUACCUCCUGGACCUGGAUCACUGCAGCAACCUCCCUUACGCCGAGGGCUUUGCUUACUGACUCACCGGGCAGCUUGAAUGCUGACCUUCAGAGACUCCAGUUCCAAAAAAUAAGGGCAAAAAAAA